AUGAGGCAGAAAACAAACCCCAUUCAUCAAUUUCUCAACCUCAAAACCCUCCUUUUAGUUCUAUUUCUUUCAUUUUUUCUCAUCUUUCUCUUCAAAUCUAACAUCUUUGACUCACCCACACAAAACCCAUCUCCAAAGUUACAAUCUUUUUCACAAAAAUUAACUCAUUGCUCCCCAUCUUUUUGCAACAAAAUCCCUCCCUCAUUUUCCCACACUCUCAUCCAUUACUCCACCUCCUCCAUAACCCCACAACAAACCUUCAAAGAAAUCUCCGUCGCCGCUGCCGUCCUCCUCGACCGAUCCCCAUGCAACUUCCUCGUCUUCGGCCUCGGCCACGACAGCCUCAUGUGGGCCACUCUCAACCACGGUGGUCGGACGUUAUUCCUCGAAGAAGACAAGUCAUGGAUCCAACAAAUAAGUCGUCGUUUUCCGAUGCUUGAGUCUCGUCACGUAUAUGAUAGCAAGGUCCACCAGGCCGACGGUUUGAUGGAUGUCGGGAAGGGGCCAGAGUGUACUGCGGUCGGAGACCCGAAGUACUCAGUUUGCCCGUUGGCGAUUAAAGGUUUGCCUGAGGAAGUGUAUGGGGUGAAAUGGGAUUUGAUUAUGGUGGAUGCGCCAACGGGGUUCCACGACGAGGCGCCGGGGAGGAUGACGGCGAUUUAUACGGCCGGGAUGAUGGCGAGGAAUAGAGAGGAAGGAGGAAGUACGGACGUGUUUGUGCAUGAUGUGAAUAGAGAAGUGGAAGAUAAGUUUUCAAUGGAGUUUUUAUGCGAAGGUUAUAUGGUUAAACAAGAAGGGAGACUAAGACAUUUUACCAUUCCUUCUCAUAGGGAUGAUUUAGAUAAACCCUUUUGCCCUUUUUAA
Cucumis melo (muskmelon) is the source of this 864-nucleotide messenger RNA. RefSeq names its product glucuronoxylan 4-O-methyltransferase 1. The record is from RefSeq and is a predicted model, not a curated record. Gene Ontology annotation, biological process: xylan biosynthetic process. NCBI's taxonomy places the organism in Eukaryota, Viridiplantae, Streptophyta, Magnoliopsida, Cucurbitales, Cucurbitaceae.